Messenger RNA from Fomitopsis serialis, 1410 nucleotides. RefSeq lists its product as uncharacterized. Lineage: Eukaryota; Fungi; Basidiomycota; Agaricomycetes; Polyporales; Fomitopsidaceae. The record is from RefSeq and is a predicted model, not a curated record. Bases 1 to 1410 code for a protein of 469 amino acids. The transcript has 3 exons.
AUGCUUGGCGACGAUGGUCGUUGCGAGCCUCGAGAUCCAGACGAGACCCUGCAGGCACUGCGCGAUCAUCAAGCCCAGCGAUCGUCUCUCCACUUCGAUGCUGAACGCCUUCGCCCUGUUGACGAACCUUUCUGGGCUAAUCUCCCGCACUGCGACAUCUUCUCCUCCAUUAUGCCCGACAUACUGCAUCAGCUCCACAAGGGCGUCUUCAAGGACCACUUACUCUCGUGGUGUACGACCUUGGUCGGAGAGGACGAGAUCGAUCGUCGCUUCCGUGCGAUGGCCGAUUUCCCAGGUCUGCGCCACUUUCGCAACGGCAUCUCGCACGUCUCGCAGUGGACCGGUCGCGAGCAUAAGGAGAUGCAGAGGAUCAUUGUUGGUCUCCUCGCGGGGGCAGUUUCGGCCGAGGUUUUGAUGGUGGUUCGCUCCCUGGUGGACUUCAUCUACUAUGCUCAGCUGCAGUCGCACACUGAUACCACUCUCGCUCACCUGCAAUCCUCGUUGGACACUUUCCAUCGCCACAAAGACGUGUUCGUGCGUCUUGGCAUUCGAGAACACUUCAACAUCCCCAAAGUUCACUUUCUGCUGCACUACAUCGAAGCGAUACGCUCCCAUGGCUCCUGCGACGGGUUCAACACCGAACUCCCUGAGCGUCUGCACAUCGAUUACGCGAAACAGGCUUACCGCGCAAGCAACCGCCGCAACUACCUUGAACAGAUGGUUACGUGGCUGGCUCGGCAGGAGGCGGUCGACCUUCAUACGUCCUACGUUCGCUGGUACCAGAAGCAGGCUAUUAUUCCAGACUGGAGACGCGCAGGCUAUGCCAUUGCGAAGAACUGCCCGCUCCCGGGCACCUCGCUCGAACGGAUUGAGAGCGCGUACGGCGCCACCGAGUUCCUACCCGCCUUCACCGAGUUUGUGCGCACGAACCUGCCAGAAUGUCGUUUCAAGCCUAAUCGCAUGGAUCGUUUCGACGUAUACAAAAAACUCACCAUCGUGUACCGAGCGGCAGCUCACGGCGACAUCGCCUGGCACAAGGACAGGAUUCGGACGGUCCUGGGGAAGGCAUCGAGAGGGACGAAAAAAGGGGUGGCAGCGCACUUCGACACAGCCUUUGUAGUGGACCCGGACGUUCCUAUCGAUCAAAGGGGUGACUCACGGUCUGUCAGCGACACACGCGUUGCGCGCGUCCGAGUGAUCUUCGAUCUCCCACAGCAAUUUGGUUCACUUCCCCAUCCCCUGGCAUAUAUCGAGUGGUACACACCUCUACGAACGAAGGUACCCGAUCCUAGGGUUGGUCUCUACCAGAUUUCGCCUUCGACCCAGCGACGCAGACCUAAUGCAGCAAUUGUGAGAGUGGACCAGAUCAAGCGGGCAUGUCACCUCAUCCCAGGAGUGGCGCGGAGAUAG